Linnemannia hyalina is the source of this 5589-nucleotide messenger RNA. The record is from the annotation of a GenBank genome assembly. Lineage: Eukaryota; Fungi; Mortierellomycota; Mortierellomycetes; Mortierellales; Mortierellaceae.
AUGACCACACCCUCGCCAAGCAGAUCCCUCACUCCGGCCACCGCCAACAAACUCCUCACCACGCGACCGCGUAGUGGGUCACUACCGAUGGCACAUCUUUCCUCCAGAGCCCCAGCAACAUCCUCGUCGCUCAGGCUCGAAGUAUUACCCGACGAUCUGGUCGCACCCUCUUCCUUGUCUUCAUCACCAGUAUCAUCGUCAUCGUCUUCUUCAUCUUCUUCAUCUUCACUAUCACCACUUUCUCAGUCAAUACCAAGGAGCGGAUCGUCAACACUGACACCACCCUCAAAAUUGCGACAUGUCACCUCACACUCGACCUUCAGCCCCUCCUCUGGCGGACGAUCUAGAAGCGCCUCUAUCACCUCUCCUCGACCUGCCAACCUCUCACUCCUCGCUCCCCCAUCUCCAUCAAGUACACCUGUUCCCACAUCGACCUCUUCCUCUUCCUCAUCACCUUCGUCAUCGUCAACAUUGGGAGCGCCCGUUCAGGGUCGUCCUAGGAGUGGGAGUGCAGCACCUGUGCUUACCAGCAAUUCGUUUCGGAAAAGGUCGACCCAGCAUGACGAGCAGGAGGCCGACCAUAUGCGCACGCAACUCAACCUUUCUCUCGACAAAGGCCCUCCUCAGAGCACUGACACAUGGGAUCCUGUCAUCCCAGACAUCAUGGUCCACGACGAGGACGCUCACCACAGCUCAGACCAGGCCGACUCAACAGAAAACCUUCACCAGCAUCAUGACGAGGAAGAGGAAAAGAUCAUUUCCGCCUACCAGAUCCUGAACCUCAUUAUCCCCGACAUCUCGGAAGCUGCAGCAGCUGCCGAGGCUGCAGAACAACAGGAGUUGGAGCAACAACAACAACAGCAGCAACAGGAGAACGAACAGGGCCAGCCCACAACCACAUCUCAAUCCUCGACAGCGACAGCAUUCUCAGAACAGGCUGGCAACAGCAGUAGUAACGCCAACGAGAAGACAAUGAGCGAGUUUUUGAAGACCAAUGCGACGUCUGCUACCUCUGCGACGGACUAUCUCGCCCUUUCAUCUAUGGGGAUUGGCGCUGGGCUUAUCCCUCCCUCAGCAUCCGGUCCAUCCUCUCGUUCAGGAACACCCCUUCCUCCCAUGUCGGCCUCCUCAUCUGCACUCAACUUGGCUAAUCCCAACAUUCCAGGAGGUGGUAUCAAUGCAACCCCUUCUGCAACACUCAGUUCUCGGUUCCGUCUGCCCUUCUCGUCCAAGGCAUUCGUUCCUCCUUCCCGCCCUGCUUCGGUCCAUCAAUUGAAUCAGCCUCCGGGUGAGGCCCAGUUUGCAGGCCAGGAGAACAACCCAAUGGGAAUUAGCAACCCGAUGCAGAGCAGUACCAACCUCGGCAACAGUGGAUCGGGCAUUCGAUCUUCGUUCUUUGAUUACCGUCUGACAAACUUGUUGCAGUUUGCUGGGUCGAGUAUUGCUCCGAGUAUUCGAUCCUUUGAUCCCAACCGGACGAUGGGCGACGGAUCGAACGAUGAGAACCGACAAGAGUUUUAUGAGGUCGAGUUCAAUGUGGCCCCUGAUCCGGCCAAGGAGGAAGCUAUGCGAUACGACCACACAGCUUGGGGUCGAAUCCGCAAGGUUCUUCGAUCUGGAUUCCCUGGUCGUGAUUUGGACCCACUGACGAGGAAGCCUCGCUACAAGUACCCGACCAACAACAUCAAGACUACCAAGUACACAUUGCUGACCUUUUUGCCCGUCAACCUCCUGUUCCAGUUCAAACGUUUCUACAACAUCUACUUCUUGUGUGCCGCUAUCUUUGUCUGCGCAGAGCCUUCCCUCUCUCCUGUCACCGAGAUUCUUCCUCUGACCCUUGUGCUCACCAUCACCGCCGUUAAGGAUGCAUUGGAGGACUAUCGCCGGUACCAACAAGACAAGAGAUCCAACAGUCUGGAGUGUAUAUUGGUCAAGCAGGGUGAGCUGAUCCCGAUCAAGAGCAAGGAUAUCCGCCCAGGCGAUGUUCUCAAGAUCUGCAAGAACGACAAGAUCCCCGCUGACGUCGUCCUCCUUUCGACAUCCAUGGAUGAGGGCGCCUGCUUUGUUGAGACCUCUGAGCUUGAUGGCGAGACUAACCUGAAGCGCAAAGCCGCUCUGACACUUUCAGCUGGGUGGACACAAGUCGACCAGGUCUCUCACAUUGUCGGCAAGAUUACCACGGAGAUGCCCAACGAGCGACUGUCGAGACUGGAUGGCAGGAUCAAACUGCACUAUGAGGGUCCAGAGUACAACUAUGAAACCUUGCGCGAGGAGUCUUCGACAGGACCAGCAACCGGCUCCAGAAUCAACGAGAAGGCUGCUUCGGGCAAGUACGAUUCUGGUAUUAUUAGAGGCACCAGCGACAGCAGUCUCAAAUCCCUUGCGUCUUCAGGAAAGGGUAUCAUUCCUCGAGGCAGUGUACCACGGUCCAAGCAACCACAGGAUGAGGUCGUACCAGUGACCAUGACCAACGUGGCUCUUCGAGGAUCGUGGCUCAAGAACACCGAAUGGGUGUACGGGGUGGUCCUCUACGCUGGAGUCGACACCAAGAUGAUGCGCAACCUCAAGAACACUGGACUCAAGUUUUCGACCAUGGAGACCCGACUGAACCGCAUGAUUGUCGCCAUUUUCAUCUUUAACGCCUUCCUCCUGGUCACGUCCAUGUGCUUUGCCUAUGUGGGAACCCAUUCGACCUACUUGCGCGCACCCCUGGCUUGGUACACGACCCAGACUGGAGACGAGUAUGGAACGAGCCCUACCGAUGCUCGUAUCUUUGUUGGACAGUUGAUGAACUUUUUUGUCGUCUACACCUUUGUCAUCCCCAUCUCGGUUUUCAUCUCAGUCGAAUUGUGUCGUGUCGUUCAGGCGCUCUGGAUGAUCUGGGACGAGGAGAUGCGCAGUUAUAACGAAGGGCCCCUCAGUCAAGCCGAGCAGGAAGAGUUGGCGUUGGAGCAAGAAGGCGAUCUUACCGGCGCACCUCUCAAGCGCAUCAGGGCCUCGCGAACUGCGUCUGAGGCGACGACGCCCAUCGCACUCGCCAAAAACGCCAAACCCCCAACCAAGAAGCUCUGGAAGCGUGGACCUUUAAGACUCUUGCACAAGAAGAAGAAGGCGCCCAAGAACUGGACCAGGAUGCACGUUCGCAAUUCGAACUUGAACGAGGAUCUUGGGGCGGUGGAGUACAUCUUCUCGGAUAAGACUGGUACGCUGACCCGAAACGUCAUGAAGUUGUCCAAGUGGCAUAUCGGUGGUCGGACCUUCCAUGAUCUCCAGCAGCCAGGCAGUUUGGGACAACGGAUGCGCGACCCUUCGAUCAGCGACGAGGAAUACGACUUGUUGAUGGCUUUCUGUCGCAACAUUGCCGUCUGCCACGCCGUCUUGCCCUGCGAGGAUUCCAGGACGGGCGAGCUUUUGUACGAGGCUCAGUCGCCAGACGAGUCGGCGCUACUGGAGGCCCUGAGAGACAACGGAGUGGUUCUGAAGGCCAAGACCAAGGACUCUGUCACGGUGGAGAUCUUUGGAAUCGUCACGGAGACAUACACGGUUCUCAAGGUUCUCGAGUUUACUUCAGACCGCAAGUGCAUGUCGGUCAUCAUCGACACUCCCCAAGGAAUCCAGCUCUUCUGCAAGGGUGCCGACAAUGUCAUCCUGGCCCGUGCUGACAAUAUCGAGAACGAUCCCCUCAUGGUCCGUCAACUCAACGCGACGGUUCAUCGAUUUUCGAUUGCUGGUUUGCGUACCUUGAUGCUAGCCUGGCGUCCACUCAGUCCUGAGGAGUACCGGAUCUUUGACGUAAAGUACACCAAGGCCGAGUGCCAUAUCGGCGACGGCGAGGAUGGGUCUGAUGAUCGCGAGGAGCUCAUCCGUGUUGCCUGCGAGUCGAUUGAGGGACGUCUGCGACUGUUGGGAUGUACCGCGAUUGAGGAUCGUCUUCAAGACCAGGUGCCCGAGACGAUCGCGUACCUGAUGGAUGCCGACAUCAAGAUCUGGUUGUUGACUGGAGACAAGCAGGAGACGGCGAUCAACAUUGGAAUCUCGUCUCGUUUGAUUUCACCUUCGAUGAAGAUUCUGGUUCUGAAUGUCAAGGUCGAGCGCGACUGCCGUCUUGUUCUGGAGUACUUUGUUGAGAAGAUCAAAGAACGCGAACGGGAUGACGAGAGGCUCUGGCUGGAUUACGAGUCUUCGAGCAAGGCCGGCAUUGAGCUUCCUGAGAGGGACCGGUAUGCGCUUGUGGUCAAUGGCGAGAGUUUGGCGUUUGUCCUCGGCAAUGAGAUUCUUGAGGAUAUGUUCCUGCGUGUCGGAACAAACUGCCACUCGGUCAUCUGCUGUCGUGUGACACCAUUGCAAAAGGCGUUGGUGGUCAAGCUUGUCCGUAAGAAGCUGCACAAGGUGACACUCGCGAUCGGUGACGGAGCCAACGACAUUUCGAUGAUCCAGGCUGCCCAUGUUGGUGUCGGUAUCGAGGGUAUGGAGGGCGCCCAGGCAGCACGUUCGUCCGAUUUCAGUUUCAAGCAGUUCAAGAACCUGAAGCGGCUGUUGACGAUUCACGGACGAUACUCGUACCUGAGGAUGAGCAAGAUCAUCUUUUUCUCGUUCUACAAGUCGAUCUGUCUGAUCACGGUCCAGUUCUGGUUCGGAUUCAUGAACGGCUGGUCUGGUGGUGCGCUCUACGACGAGAACUUUUUGACGUUGUGGAACAUGGUCAUGACUGCCCUUUUGCCCAUCGCGACGGCCUGUUUUGAGAAGGAUGUGGAGGAAGAGAGCAUUGGACAGUAUCCCAAGCUGUACAAGGCUGUCAAGGAUGGAUUGUACUGGAACACUCUGACCAUGGCCGGAUGGGGCAUUGCCUCUUUCUGGCACUCUGGAGCAUUGUUUGCGAGCAUUUAUGCAUCGCUGCAGCAUGGAGUGGUCAACGGGGCGUCAGAGACAAUGGACAUCUCCAUGGUCAGCUUCUUUGCAGGAUCACUGGUCCUCAUCACCGUCACACUCAAGAUGCUCCUCAUGAUCUCGCACUACACGAUGCCGAUCUUUUUGGCAGUGGGGAUCAGUAUGGGAGGGUAUAUUGUUGUCUUUAUCGGACUGGAGGUGGUCGGUAUGUUGGAACCGGGUGUGUUUGCGGCGAUGCACACGAUGCCGUUGUACUACCUUGGUCUGCUGGUCAUCCCGGUCGGGUGUCUCUUGCCUGAUUACACGAUCGCCUAUGUGAUGCGGCAGUACUUCCCUUCGGAUGCUCAGAUUAUUCAGGAGGAUCAGCGGUUGGUAAAGAUGAAGCAGCGUCAACUGGCAAUGGCGGCUGCAUCUGGGAGCCCUCAGGGUGAGGAUGGCAAUGGUGGUGGGAAGGGAAAGAAGAGAGAUGAUUUGGAGGAUCAGGAAGCUAUGGUGGAUAAUCGCUCCGCAACACCUGCUCAUCUGGCUGGAGAUUCUUCUGCGCCUGAUUAUGAGGACGAGGACGAGGACGACGAGGAGGAGGAGGAGGAGGAGAAAGAAAACGAGAUGGUGAGAGUUGUUGUGCAGGGACCUAGUGAUCGCGAGAAGCAAGAGUUAUCUCUUCUCCAGGACGAGAAAGCCAGCAGCUUUGGUCGUCAGUAA